Phoenix dactylifera (date palm) is the source of this 810-nucleotide messenger RNA. RefSeq names its product postsynaptic protein-like protein. Gene Ontology annotation, biological process: cytoplasmic microtubule organization. Lineage: Eukaryota; Viridiplantae; Streptophyta; Magnoliopsida; Arecales; Arecaceae. The record is from RefSeq and is a predicted model, not a curated record. Gene Ontology annotation, molecular function: microtubule binding.
CAACACCAUAGGUGCUGCAUUUGGCAGGAAGUAGUAACACCCUAGGUGCUGCAUGCACCGCGGUGCAGCGUAUACCCUUUUCUCUCUCGCUCUCUUCUUCCCUUCGCCUCCACGGUCGCUUGGGGUUUCUUUUCCUUCUGCAACCUUCUCCCUUCUCCUAGCGGGGAAACAUCACUGCCGAGAGACAAAUAAUGGUGUGCGAGAAGUGCGAGAAGAAAUUGUCGAAGGUGAUCGUGCCCGACAAGUGGAAGGAGGGCGCCAGCAAUACCACCGAAAGCGGCGGCCGUAAGAUCAACGAGAACAAACUCCUGUCCAAAAAGCACAGAUGGACCCCUUAUGGAAAUGCCAAGUGCAUCAUUUGCAAACAGCAAGUACAUCAAGAUGCCAAAUACUGCCAUACCUGUGCUUACUCUAAAGGGGUCUGUGCUAUGUGCGGGAAGCAAGUGCUGGAUACAAAGUUUUACAAGCAAAGCAAUGUGUGAAGCUGGUGGCAUAAUACUACUGUUGUGAGGCUCUCUGAAUUUGACCUCACAAUAUGUGCUUCAAAUUAUUUCAGGCAAGACAAGUGGAACUAGUGUGUCUCUAGCAGGUCUGAUAUUUUAAUACUGCUGCAUGGAAAAGUGGAGACUCCAUUCUGUAUGCACAGCUAGAUCUGUUGUUUCAAUUGACAGAAAUUUAACUGUACCUUUUUUUAUUAAUUUCUCUAAGAACUGGUUCGCACGUGCUGAUAAUUUCAUCUGUAUAGGCUUGUAGCUAUCCAUAUUCCUUUUGUAGUUUUGCAGACCCACUAAAAUUUAUUAUGCUCGCUCU